Messenger RNA from Prunus avium (sweet cherry), 1963 nucleotides. RefSeq names its product putative GPI-anchored protein At1g61900. Lineage: Eukaryota; Viridiplantae; Streptophyta; Magnoliopsida; Rosales; Rosaceae. The record is from RefSeq and is a predicted model, not a curated record. Gene Ontology annotation, cellular component: plasma membrane.
CUAAAUUGCUUGCAUCCGACGGUUCUCUCCUUCUUUUCUGACCGGCAUCGGACGGGUCAAAAGCCGCCAUGCCGCACUAAAACGCAACAACUUGAAAUAAACAAGCAGCCGCUCACGUGCCCGCUCUAAAGGCUUGGGUCUUCAGCACGUGAUCAUCUCUCACAUCUACCGUAACACGUGCUUCCCUGUAUCAUACGUGUGAACUGUUCAAGUGCAAUAGCGGGAGAAGGGGAGUAGAGAGAGAGAGAGAGAGAGAGAGAGAGACCGAGGGGGGCUGCAGCCGCUGAACUUCACUUCACAUUGCCUUUCAUCUCUCUCUGCUCUCUGCCAUUCCCAUUUUCGUUUGGACUCUAAAUUCUCUGAAUGUUCUUAUCAGAUGCUAAACUUUGAAAUUUUACAGUGUUUGCCUUCCAUUUCACAUUGUUCAUUUGAGCACAUUCUACUCGGUAGGCACUGAACGAUUGCAAAAAUGAGACAAAGGGUUUCUUUCAGUCUAACCCUUCCACUUACUCUACUUUUGCUUCUCUGUGUAUAUGAGUCCCGUGGCGGUUCAGUUAGGAAUACGGAAGCAAUAGCUCCUGAUAUCUCAUCCACUGUAAACCCUCAGCCUUUCCUUCCUUUACUAGCCCCUUCACCAUUGACGGCAUUCACAAAUUACAGCAUCCCGAAAUUAUCAGGACUUUGUACAUUAAAUUUUUCAGCGGCUGGAAAUAUGAUGAGCGUAACGGCAACUGACUGCUGGGCUUCCUUUGCACCCUUGUUGGCGGAUGUGGUUUGUUGUCCUCAAUUUGAUGCCACCUUAGCGACUCUUAUAGGGCAAUCCAGUAAAUACUCUAGGAUGCUCGCUUUGAAUGUGACCCAUGCUAAGCACUGCCUCUCAGAUGUUGAGAAGAUCCUAGAGGGUCAAGGAGCAAACGAGAAUAUUCAAAAGAUAUGCUCAAUUGAACCAGAAACCCUCACUGGAGCUUCUUGUCCUGUUACAGAGGUUGAUACAUUUGAGAGCACUGUGGAUUCUUCAAAACUACUUGGCGCUUGCAGAAAAGUUGAUCUUGUCAAUGAGUGUUGUGACCAAGUUUGUGAGAAUGCCAUAUUAGAUGCUGCUAGAACAAUUGCCGCGAUUGGUAUGCCAAAUUCGAAAGGGGUCAAUCUAUUGCCUGAACACUCAACUAGGAUUGAUGAUUGUAAGAAUAUUGUCCUGCGAUGGCUGGCCAGUAACCUUGAUCCUUCUUCUGCGAAUAAGGUUCUUAGAGGACUUUCAAAUUGCAAAGUAAAUAAAGUUUGUCCUCUGGUUUUCCCGAACAUGACAACUGUUGUGAAAGAAUGUGCAAAUGGUGGUAAUCAGACAGCAUGCUGCAAAGCAAUGGAUAGUUAUGUUUCUCAGUUGCAACAACAGAGUUUCAUUACAAACUUGCAGGCCUUGAAUUGUGCAGCAUCACUUGGAGUGAAGUUGCAGAAAGCUAAUGUAUCCGACAAUGUUUAUAAUCUUUGUCAUAUAAAUCUCAAAGACUUCUCUCUUCAAGUUGGAUCACAAGAAUAUGGCUGCCUUCUGCCAAGCUUGCCUUCAGAUGCAACUUAUGAUAUAACUUCGGGAAUCAGCUUCAUUUGUGAUCUUAAUGACAACAUUGCGGCUCCAUGGCCCUCUUCCUCUUCUGAACAUCCAUCAUCUUGCAAGAAAACUACCAAACUUCCAACAGUACCCAAAGCAACAUCUGCACAAAGUGGUCUUAUCAAUGAGGAUUUGAUCUUCCUUUCUUUCUUUUCCUCCUUACUGGUUCUGAAGGUGCUCCUUUGAAGUUGGCAGCAGAGGUUCUUUCUUUGUUUUUUAGUCAUGUGACAACAGCUUUUACAUACCUUUUUAUAUGAGCCCGUUGUAAAUCUGAGAUUGGGAAAGGACUUGACAUUUACAAGUCCAACAUGUGUCUAUGUUUCAUGAUAUAGCUAUUUUUCUGUGAGGUUUUUGUCC